Messenger RNA from Saccostrea echinata, 560 nucleotides. RefSeq lists its product as uncharacterized. The transcript has 4 exons. The record is from RefSeq and is a predicted model, not a curated record. Bases 61 to 507 code for a protein of 148 amino acids. Lineage: Eukaryota; Metazoa; Mollusca; Bivalvia; Ostreida; Ostreidae.
CGAUAUAAACCGGAAUCUGGACCGGUCAGAUUUAUUUCAAGUGGAUGUGAUUACCGAAACAUGGACUUGUUUGACAGAGUUUUGUUUGGUGGAAUUUUGUUGGUUUUUAUCACUACCGUUAAAGGAACCUGCUCAUUUUCACGUAACUUGGAAGGUGAGUGGACGAUUGAGAAGGAUGGACAAUUGUUGGGACGAAUGGUAAUAGGCUACACACGAAUGGAUAUAACGUAUAUGGGUCAGGUAUACAAUUAUACCUGCGCUCAGUUUGACUAUCAGCAGGAAAAAUACCUACUGAGAAGUGCAAGUGAUGCAAAAGGAAUGGCCUGUCUGAUGUUUACUCCCUUUGAUUCUGCAGACACCUUAAUGAUGAUUAGGCUUCACAUGACCCACUUAUACGAUGACAGUGCGUUCUUUACACCCCAGUAUCUAGUAGGUUCCGGGACCAUUAAUUCCAUCUGUAACAACUAUGACGACGGACAGAUCCUCUUUAUUAAUUAUGUUCGUUGAGUGGUUGAAAAAAAAAUUAUAAGUGCGUUCAAAUGCAGGUUUCUGAAUGUUUA